AUGCCGCCGUCAACCAAAGGGUCGUGUGUGUUGGUGUUUCUCGCCGUGUGCCUCGUGAGCGUGUCCGGUACGCUGAUGCACGAGCUGACCGUGGAGGCGGGCGAGCUGGUGAGAGGUUGUCUGCGCCGUGCCGCUGUGUCCCGGUGGGAUUGUGUGAAGAACGAAAGCCUCAGCGCCGUCCAUCAGCUGUCGGAUGCGCCCAGAAUAGUGCUGCUGGACGGUGUGCAGCUAGUGCAGGUGCCCGGCAGCAAUAGCGAGACGGAGGCGGUUAAUGGCGGUGGUGGGCAAGAUGGCGGCGGUGCCGAGGUGAGCACGUGGAGCAACUCCGUGCUGAGUGCACUGAGACGCCUGCUGGACACGCACGUGCUGGAGGUUGAUCUGUCGCACCGCGAUGACGCGGAAAAGCCACCAGAAGCUGAAAAUACCCGUACGGUGCUGGCUGUACGCUUUGGAGAGCAAUCCCUGCCGGGGACCGGUGCAACCGAGAGUGAAGGACGCCAUCGGCGCCGUCAGCAGAUGAUACCGAUGAUGAUAUUCGGUGUGACGGUGUUCGGCAUGUUCAUCGUCCCGAUCGCCUUCCAGUUCCUGACCGCGCUCAGCGGCAAAGCGUUCCUGAUGGCGAAGUUGGCCCUGCUGCUCGCCUCCAUGAACGGCCUCAAACGGGUCGCAUCGGCCGGUGUGCACUAUGGGCUGUACCAUGCGGUUGACCAAUAUCCCGGCCCGGCACACCAUCCACCACCCCCGUUCCACCAGUUUCCACAUGCCGGCCCGCUGCUGUACGAUCGUGCCGAAGGGCUGUACGCGGACGGACCGCGCCGUAGCGGCAGUACGCUGGCGCCAUUUCUCACCCGACUAGCGAACAGCUUGCCCUUCUAG
Anopheles marshallii is the source of this 876-nucleotide messenger RNA. RefSeq lists its product as uncharacterized. The transcript has 4 exons. NCBI's taxonomy places the organism in Eukaryota, Metazoa, Arthropoda, Insecta, Diptera, Culicidae. Bases 1 to 876 code for a protein of 291 amino acids. The record is from RefSeq and is a predicted model, not a curated record.